AUGUUCAACCAGAGAAGCAAGUCACCAAUAUAUCCCAAAGGAAAACCAACAGAGGAAUCUUUAAGGAGAACGAUAAUAGAUUUACACGUGCAAGUGAUGUCAUACAAACAAAUCGCCAACCGAACCGGUAUGUCCAAGUCUGGUUGUCACAAGAUCGUGGCAGAUUUUUCCUCCACAAACUCAACGGCGCCAAAACCGAGACGUGAAACAUUGCGUCACAGGAAAGUGACCGAAAAUGUUAUACGAUUAAUUGAGUAUGAGAAAAAGAAAAAACCUAGUAUCUACUGCCGUGCAAUACGAGACGAUUUGCUGAAAAAUAACAUAUGUACUGCAGAAAAUCUUCCUUCAGUAUCGAAGAUAAACAAAGUUGUAAAACAUAAUUUGGAUAUGUCUCAUAAAAAAAUCCAACAAACUCCAGAAGAAACACUAAAACCUAAUCACGAAGACACUGUUGACAGGUUCUUAGCUAAAAUGAUGAAUUUUUCUCCACAGCAAAUGCAUGUUUUUGAUGAGGCUUCGGUUAUUUCUACUUCGGGAAACCGCACAUAUGGACAUAGUGCUGUGGGUACGAGGGCCGUGGAAGUUCAGCGAUACGCAAGUAAUGUAAGCCUUAUAGUUAACGUGUGCAGUGGUUAUUUUGGAAUAGAUUAUUAUAAUCUUCUUAAUGGACCAUCCAAUGCGUUCGAGAUGAUACAUUUUUUCGAAGAGGCCUUACAAGAAACCAAUGACAUUGGAAAUCCUAGGUUUUCAAGGGGUGACGUCAUUGUCAUGGACAACUGCGGAUUUCACCAUCACCGCCAAGGAGAACGGAUAUUAAAGGCCAUGCUAGACAAUCGUGGCAUUUCCUUGGUCUGCCAGCCCCCUUACAGUCCACAGUAUAACGUAACGGAAUGUGUAUUUCAGACCAUGAGACAUCGACUACAUGCAGAGCCCCGAUUAGUAUCAGAAUUUACUGAAUUGGCGGUUGUUAACGCACUUGAUAUUCCAAAUCCAUAUCUAUGUCGCUUUUUUGAGCAAUGUGGAUAUGUGUAA
Molecule: messenger RNA, 1032 nt
Organism: Pecten maximus
Lineage: Eukaryota; Metazoa; Mollusca; Bivalvia; Pectinida; Pectinidae
Exons: 1
Coding region: 1-1032 (343 amino acids)
Biological process (GO): regulation of transcription by RNA polymerase II; anatomical structure development
Molecular function (GO): RNA polymerase II cis-regulatory region sequence-specific DNA binding; DNA-binding transcription factor activity, RNA polymerase II-specific
Source: RefSeq, a predicted model, not a curated record